AUGACAAUGCCAACUCCAAACGAGACCUGCUCCUUGCGUAGAAGACGCAGCGAAUUCACGCUUCGGUUUGGCACUGCCAGAUAUGUAGCCCAAGAUCAGUGCUUCAGCCUUGCGAGCACCGCAGUUGACGAAGACGUUCAAGAGUCAAGAGAUUUCGGCUAUGAAGUUGAAGGCCAGCUGGUCACAUGGCCAAGUAUGAAUUUAUCAUUUGUAAGAAUGCUGAUUCAGAGUUUGAGCAGUGGUGAACAGAUUGGUGUGGUUCCGGGCUUUGCUUAUUGGUAUCUCCCUACCAGCUACACCGGCAAGUUCGCUUCGCUGAUUAUUAAUCAGGCUUUGAACAAGCUAUUUGGCGAUGGAAGCACCAGUUCCAAUUUGACUAUGGGCCCAUUGCUCCAACCAUAUUGUGAGUCGCUGAUUCUAUUUCUCGGGGAGUUUUACCCACAAAAAGGCACAACCAUUUCCAUUUAUUCUACCCUCGGCGCAAUCGGCUGUGACUCUGUCAAACUUAAAAGCCCCUUCUGA
Messenger RNA from Scheffersomyces stipitis CBS 6054, 522 nucleotides. RefSeq lists its product as uncharacterized. Lineage: Eukaryota; Fungi; Ascomycota; Pichiomycetes; Serinales; Debaryomycetaceae. The record is from RefSeq and is a predicted model, not a curated record. The coding region runs from base 1 to 522 and encodes 173 amino acids. The transcript is spliced from 5 exons.